ACGCUGGGCGGAGGCGCAGGCGCAGAAAGCCCAGCCACCCGUCUGGCGAAGCCCCUGAGGCGCACGCGCAUGGAGGGGUGCGCGACCCCCUCGGGAGAGGCCCGCGCGCGCCUCACCCCCGCGGUGCUGUGCCGCGGCCCCGUGGAGCCGCUCGUCUUCCUCGCCAACUUCGCUUUGGUCCUGCAGGGCCCGCUCACUACGCAGUACUUGUGGCACCGCUUCAGUGCCGACCUCGGCUACAAUGGGACCCGCGACAGGCCCGGCUGCAGCAACCACAGCACGGACCCCGUCAUGAAGGAAGUGGAGACCCUUACCUCCCACUGGACCCUCUACAUGAACCUGGGCGGCUUCCUGGUGGGGCUGUUCUCGUCCACCCUGCUGGGUGCCUGGAGUGACUGCGUGGGCCGCCGUCCCCUACUGGUGCUGGCCUCCCUGGGCCUCUUGCUGCAGGCGCUGGUGUCCAUCUUCGUGGUGCAGCUGCAGCUCCACGUGGGCUACUUCGUGCUGGGCCGGAUCCUUUGCGCACUACUGGGGGACUUCAGUGGCCUGCUGGCUGCAGGCUUUGCCUCGGUGGCGGAUGUUAGCUCCAGCCGCAGCCGCACCAUUCGAAUGGCCCUGCUGGAGGCAUGCAUUGGGGUGGCAGGGAUGCUGGCCAGUCUCCUUGGGGGCCACUGGCUCAGGGCCCAGGGUUAUGCUAACCCCUUCUGGCUGGCCUUGGCCUUGUUGAUAGCCAUGACUCUCUAUGCAGCCUUCUGCUUUGGUGAGACGGUAAAGGAGCCAACACCUGCACGGCUCUUCACGCUCCGCCAUCACCGGUCCAUUGUCCAGCUGUAUGCGUCUCCGGCCCCAGAGAAGUCCAGGAGACACUUAGCCCUGUACUCUUUGGCCAUCUUCAUGGUAGUUACUGUGCACUUUGGAGCCCAGGACAUCCUGACCCUCUACGAGCUGAGCAGACCCCUCUGCUGGGACUCCAAGCUGAUCGGCUACGGUUCUGCCGCGCAGCAUCUGCCAUACCUCACCAGCCUGGUGGGCCUGCGGCUCCUGCAGCACUGCCUGGCCGACACCUGGGUGGCCGAGAUUGGCCUGGCCUUCAACAUUCUGGGAAUGGGGGUCUUUGCGUUUGCUACCAUCACCCCUCUCAUGUUUACAGGGUAUGGACUCCUGUUCCUGUCCUUAGUCAUCACACCCAUCAUUCGGGCCAAGCUCUCCAGGCUGGUGGGCGAGUCAGAGCAGGGUGCUCUCUUUUCUGCUGUGGCCUGUGUCAAUGGCUUGGCCAUGCUGAUGGCUUCUGGCAUCUUCAACUCGCUCUACCCAGCCACCUUGAACUUCAUGAAGGGGUUCCCCUUCCUCCUGGGAGCCGCCCUCCUCUUCAUCCCGGCCAUUUUGAUUGGGGUGCUGGAAAAGGCUAAUCCUCACCCUGAAUUCCAGCAGUUUCCUCAGAGCCCCUGAUCCGCCUGCACCGGAGACAGAGGGCAAAGGGAGCGAAGCGAACACAAAGCAACCCCAAGUAUGCAUCUGGAUCCCGGCCCGCGCGACACGGGCACCGCCCCUCAGAGGGCGCGCAUCUGCCUCGGACAGGGUGGUCCAGCUAGACGGCUGUGCCAGCCCAGGACUUCAACCUAGGCUUGGAACCCAGACGGUCCUACUCCAGGAGGCAGUGGGGGAGCCAUUUUUAACGGGGGUGGGUGCCCCCUUCCUACCAGCAGUCACACGGAACCCUCCAGGAGAGUGGAGGUCCCGACGGAGGGACACCUCAGGGAGCAGCUGAAGCGCAAGGGCUGGCAUCUCUGGCAUCUCUGCUUCAGCCCAGAUCGCACAGCUCACCGGGCCAUUUCUGGGGCGCAGCCACCAGUAGUCCCUCAGUGACGGAUGUGGUUCUGAGGGGAAGGCUGUGGCAGGGCUGGGUGCCCUCUGGGGGAGGGUGCUGCCAUUUGGGGCUGGGAUCGACCCUCUGAACUUAGCAAUGCCAAUCACAAUAAAUCCAAAGAAUCACA
Molecule: messenger RNA, 1994 nt
Organism: Mustela lutreola (European mink)
Lineage: Eukaryota; Metazoa; Chordata; Mammalia; Carnivora; Mustelidae
Gene: SLC46A1
Product: solute carrier family 46 member 1
Exons: 5
Coding region: 70-1449 (459 amino acids)
Biological process (GO): transmembrane transport
Cellular component (GO): plasma membrane
Molecular function (GO): transmembrane transporter activity
Source: RefSeq, a predicted model, not a curated record